AUGGCACGCGGGUUGGCAUUGAAAGCACAAUAUAAUAUGUCAAUUGCACACUUUGAGGCAAACUUAGAAUUAAUCCAUGAACUAUUGCCUGCUGAAUCUAAGUUGCCCAAGGACUUCUAUCGGUCAAAAAAUCUAUUUGAGGGUCUUGGUAUAGCAUAUGUCAAAAUUGAUGUUUGUUAUAACAAUUGCAUGCUUUACUAUAAAGAUAAUGAAAGUAAAGACAAAUGUGAUAUUUGUGGCACCUCCCGCUAUGAAACGGACACAGCAAAGCUGUUGCGGUCUCACUACCCGUCCACUUCUGGUAAAACGGUGCACCCUUGUGAUGGAGAAGCUUGGCAACAGUUUGAUAAAGAUUUUCCAGACUUCGCUAGUGGCCCUAGAAAUACUUUGUUCAAGGUAACCCGAGCUGAUGUGAGAAAAGCUGACCGUAAUUUGGAGGCUUAUCUACUGAAAAGAGUUUUUGAUUUGAUAUAUCAGGCUCGUUUGGAUGCUGUAAAGAUUCAUGAUGACUGUGAUGACAAUCAAGCACGCGCUAUACAUCUUACAGAACAACAAUACAUAACCAGCAAGCUAAGUUGGUGCGCUAAUGAUGCUUGGGUCUUUCUAUCGAGGCAUUGGACAUCUGAAGAGUACAAGACAAAGAGGAAGGCUGCUCAAGCUUCACGCUUAAAGUCUGAAGAUGUUGCUCAUAAUAGAGGAGGAUCGAGGUCAUGGGGAGAGACACAACAAUUGUUGGAAUAUAAGUUCGGCCUUGAGAAGGCUAGCACUUUGAACACAUGCUGUAAUGAAGUCCGGAUUCAAAAAGUGGACAUUAGUGGAAAAAAUGACUACAGUGCAAGAACACAGCUUCAUGAAAAUUCAAAAGAAUUGGAUGUACAAGCAUUGUAUUUCAUGGAACAUGGAAUGGCCCAUGGACGCGUGCCAAUAGCUGAUGGUUAUGUGGAUAAGGAAACACUUGCAACGACUGCUAAAUCCAAUCGUUUUUGCUCAAGCAACACAGCUGCUUAUCAAAGACUUUUCGAGGAUCUUAAAAAGCCUCUACCUGCUGAUCUGAUGAACCGUCUAACAAAUAUCGAUGCCCAUUGUCAUCAGGAGUAUGUCAAUAGCCAUGUAGAGUAG
Molecule: messenger RNA, 1119 nt
Organism: Miscanthus lutarioriparius
Lineage: Eukaryota; Viridiplantae; Streptophyta; Magnoliopsida; Poales; Poaceae
Source: the annotation of a GenBank genome assembly